Messenger RNA from Exophiala mesophila, 484 nucleotides. RefSeq lists its product as uncharacterized. The transcript has a single exon. The record is from RefSeq and is a predicted model, not a curated record. NCBI's taxonomy places the organism in Eukaryota, Fungi, Ascomycota, Eurotiomycetes, Chaetothyriales, Herpotrichiellaceae. The coding region runs from base 1 to 420 and encodes 139 amino acids.
AUGGUCACGGAUACCCUGGCCCAGACACUGGCAGAGACCAACUUGUCGGCAGUCUUCUCUGAGCCCAAUGCGAACAAGCGCCUAGCGGCUGCUCAGACCCUCUACCAUGCUCAUGUCAGAUUCUACGAACCCGGUGGCACAGAGAUAACUCAAGGCGGCGACACCGAUAUUGCAGGGCCAGAAGGAAUAUCAUCCCAGGCAGGAAAACUCCUCGACAAGACACCUGGAUGGAAGUUUGCACUCGCGGGACCAGUACAGAAGACUGGGGAUUUGGUGGUCGCUGAUUGGAAGUUUGGCCCUGUGGGAGAGGGUGGUGAGAUUGUGACAAAGCAGACUGGGACGGAUGUGUUUCUGGUCCGGGGAGAUAAGAUUGACCAAUUCUGGGUUAUAGUUGACGGAGUGAGUGAUGUCAAGGUGUGAAGCUGGCAGAGCCAGAGGGACGAGAGUGUCAAAUGAGAGGUGAAAAGGGUGAUUGUCCCUCCUC